Molecule: messenger RNA, 1182 nt
Organism: Leguminivora glycinivorella
Lineage: Eukaryota; Metazoa; Arthropoda; Insecta; Lepidoptera; Tortricidae
Product: acyl-CoA Delta(11) desaturase-like
Exons: 5
Coding region: 44-1021 (325 amino acids)
Biological process (GO): unsaturated fatty acid biosynthetic process
Cellular component (GO): endoplasmic reticulum membrane
Molecular function (GO): stearoyl-CoA 9-desaturase activity; iron ion binding
Source: RefSeq, a predicted model, not a curated record
CGGAGUGGUGCUGUAUUAGGGAUUUAAUUUGUAAAAUAAUAUUAUGGAGAAAAAACCACAAGCAAAACAGUCUUGGUUUAGAAAUUUUGAAAAAAAUCUGGGUUUCAAAAAUGAUAUUAAGUGGGUGAACACAAUACUGAUAACUUUAUAUCAUAUAUUAUUUAUUUAUUGGCCCUAUCAUUAUGCUUUUCCAGUGAAAUGGCAGACGGUUGUAUUUGCGGCAAUAAUGUACGUGGCAAGCGGUUUUGGGGUCACGGGAGGCGCUCACCGACUUUGGACCCACAAGUCUUACAAAGCUACCCUGCCACUGAAACUCUUCAUGCUGAUGCUGUAUUCUUCCGCCGGCCAGAACUCUCUCCUCAACUGGGUCCGCGACCACCGAGUCCACCACAAGUACAGCGACACAGACGCGGACCCCCACAACGCUAACAGAGGCCUGUUCUUCUCUCACAUCGGCUGGCUUAUGCUGAAGAAGAAUGAAGAAGUCAUCAAGAGAGGGAAGCAGAUUGACAUGAGCGACAUUGAGAACGAUCCCGUGCUACGGUUUUAUGAGAAAUACUUCCAAUGGUUCAAACUGCUCUUCUGCUACUACCUGCCGACGAUGAUCAACGUGUGGUUCUGGGGUGAGAACUGGAAGACCGCCGUGGCUUGGCAAUGCUUCCUCCGAUACAUCACGACCUUCCACAGUGAACUCACUGUCAACAGUCUGGCUCACGCUUUUGGAUACAAGCCGUAUAAUAAAGACCUAAAGCCAGCAGAAAACCGUUUUGUCGCCACCGUAGCUCUUGGAGAAGGUUGGCACAACUACCACCACGCGUUCCCCUUUGACUACAAAGCCGCUGAGCAUUACGACUUCUUCAACUUUGGAACAGCCUUCAUCAGAUUGUUCGAGAAGCUGGGGUUAGCCUACGACCUGCGGGAAGCGACGCCGGAGAUGAUCAAUGCUAUAGCCAAGAGAUUAGGUGAUGGGACUCCUGUACAUUUCCCGCUUGAUUCGGAAAAUGAAAGAGCUGUUGGUUGAAUUUAAUAAUACGAGGAUGUUUUGAUGACGCACCAAAACUGAAUAAAAUUAUGUCUGUUUAGAAGGAUACUUUUAACUAGGUUUAGUUUAGGUUUGCAUAUAUUUCUGUUAAAAAAAUGUAUAUAGUAUGUAACAAUACAAGUAAUAAAUUAUUUUCAUGA